AUGCAGCCUCUUCCUUCCAGCCCUUCAGACCAGCUCUUUCCCUCCACUUCCACCCAGGAGCCCUCCGAUGAAGAGCUGGUCAAGGCGGUAGUUGACUUGGAGAAGUCCUCAGACGUACAGGCCCCUCUCUCGCUCCCGCAGCAUCCACCUCCUCCCCCCUCAGCGGUGGCAGCAGCAGCACAGAAGGGGGCUGGUGUCUCUGCCGGGGACGAGCCCACGAAUGAGGAGCUGCUGGAGGCCACACAGGACCACAACGAGCCCCUGCAACCUCCAGCAGCCAUGGAGGUGACGGCCGAGACACCAGCUCCUGCGCCACAUCCUGGAGCUGCCAGUCCCCCGCUACCUGGAGUGCAGGAGUUGACGGAGCCAGCCGUCCUCCCUCCCCCGUCUCCUGCUGGCAGUUCUGAGCUGCUGCCUGCGUCCUGGCGGGCAGUUCUCACUGCGGAGCAGCAGCAGUGGAUCGGCCGGGUGCUGUUUACCAGGAGCAGCAAGGGGAGGUCCCAGCUCAUCAAGGAGCUGAACGUGGUGGAUCUGGCAUCUGCAGCUGACGUGCCCCCAGCCUUUGUGCACCGGUACCAUGACAAAGGCUGGGCUGUACAGAGACCAUCCGGGAGGGUCCUGGACAUCGACGGCUGGUAUCUCAUGGCCACUGAGUACCUAGACGUGCCGUCGUUGUAA
Messenger RNA from Perca fluviatilis (European perch), 678 nucleotides. Its product is annotated as proline-, glutamic acid- and leucine-rich protein 1-like. The transcript is spliced from 5 exons. NCBI's taxonomy places the organism in Eukaryota, Metazoa, Chordata, Actinopteri, Perciformes, Percidae. The coding region runs from base 1 to 678 and encodes 225 amino acids. The record is from RefSeq and is a predicted model, not a curated record.